Molecule: messenger RNA, 1006 nt
Organism: Aspergillus alliaceus
Lineage: Eukaryota; Fungi; Ascomycota; Eurotiomycetes; Eurotiales; Aspergillaceae
Product: Rieske (2Fe-2S) protein
Exons: 2
Coding region: 31-528 (165 amino acids)
Molecular function (GO): 2 iron, 2 sulfur cluster binding
Source: RefSeq, a predicted model, not a curated record
CGCGAUGAUCCUCAUUCCUGCGCAACAGCGAUGAACCCCUUUGUACAACGGUCCCCAUUAGCAGCUUGGCAUCCGGUUGGCCUGGCCUCCGCGUUCCCAGACCUUAGUCUGGACAAUGACUGCCCCCGCAUCGCGCCAAGCUGUAAAGCUUUCAGCAUUCCCAGCACAAGCACCGGGGCUCCAGUCGAAGCAGAUAUUGACCUACCAGGAAAUUUGAAGGACCAGGUGCUUGUGUUUAAAUACAAGGGGAAAAUCCAUGCCAUUGACCAUCAAUGCCCUCACUCGUCGUUCCCCCUUUCCCAGGGCAGCCUCUUCGACAUUGAAGACUUCGGUGUCGUCCUUAGCGCCGGACUCACUUGCCCUAAGCAUGGCUGGUCCUUCGAUAUUUUCUCCGGACAGGCAGACCGUGGCAAUUACAAGCUCAAGGUUUGGGAGGUACAGCUGCGCGACCCCCCGGUGUCAACCGAGGACGGUUCCGAGAGCACCGACAAGGAGGUGUGGGUGAGGCGGAAGCAGCGAAUUGGAUAAGGAAGCGGCUUUAUUGUUGGAGGAAAUCUUGUCAGCUGCGUAUAAGCAAGUCGACCAAGCCGGAUCGACCCCGCAGGUCCCGCACUGCCGAUUGACAUCCGCAUCUCCAACUUGCCGAGAAAACGGUGGCAUGGUGCUCCUCGUGAUGGAUCACUGUACCCUACAAUCCCUUGAACAUGGGAGGCCGUGAUAUGGGACCAUCGCGGGAAAGAUAGCGAGACGCUCGCCCCUUUAGUAGAGGUCAGGUUGGGGCAGUCGAGUGCAAACGUGCGUCUUGACUCUUCCCGCCUGCUUCGCUCUAGGCAUGCCCAUCGCCGCCGUAUUAAUGGCAUGCAGCCUCAUGCAGUAGUGGUCGUAGUUGUCCGACCACAGAACCAGGUCUUCGAAGCGGAUGGGCAUGCUCACUGUAAAUUCUCUCUGUCUUCUUGCUUCACUAGAGUUUAUCGUACAUAUAUCAGAUAGAGCAAUAUUAAUAUAG